Molecule: messenger RNA, 1545 nt
Organism: Colletotrichum graminicola M1.001
Lineage: Eukaryota; Fungi; Ascomycota; Sordariomycetes; Glomerellales; Glomerellaceae
Product: major facilitator superfamily transporter
Exons: 5
Coding region: 1-1545 (514 amino acids)
Biological process (GO): transmembrane transport
Molecular function (GO): transmembrane transporter activity
Source: RefSeq, a predicted model, not a curated record
AUGGUCCUUGAUGUACACGACUCCCGGGAGGUUCACUCCGAGAAGCGUACCUGUGCUGUCGUCGAGGCAGACGAAACAGCAAUUCUGGCACAGUAUGGUGCCGAGAGACGGGCGAAUGGACUCAUCAACUGGCAACGAGACUGCAAGGCACAUCCGAGAAACUGGUCGACGAGGAGGAAGAUAUUUGACACUACCGUCAUCGUCUUGUUUGAACUUUACACAACCAUCAUAAGCACAACAGGUGCUGUCGCCGCCACGGAAGCUGCCCCCGACUAUGGGCUUAGUCGGCAAGCAUCCUUGGUCGGGUUCACGCUCAUGUACCAGCUCGGCCAAGCGGUAGGGGGGUUCUUGAUCCCCCCCUUUUCCGAGCUCUUCGGCCGUCGCCUUCCGUAUCUCGUCUCCUGCGUCGCCUUCUGCGUCUCCAGCCUCCUCACCGGCGUCGUACACUCCCCGGUAGCAGUUUACGUCGGCCGCUUCGUCGCAGGUCUCGCCUCAGCCGUGCCGUCCGUGGUCAUCGCCGGCAGCGUGGAGGACAUGUUCAACACGAAACGGCGGGUAUGGAUCAUUGUACUCUGGAACGCGGGGACCACGGUCGGCUUGUGCUUCGGACCAAUCUACGCCGCCUACAUCUCCGAGGCCGCAGGGUGGCGGUGGAUCUUCUAUAGCGCGACAAUCGUCACAGCGGUUCUGUUCAUCGCCCUCUGCGGGAUCAGGGAAAGCAGACCGAGUAUUUUGCUGGGCGGGAUCAUCCGGCAGAUCAAGAGGGAGACGAAGAUACAGGAGCUGGCGUGGCAUAACCCCGACGAGGCGCGAAAUUGGCGUGCCUUGGUCCGGAUAAGUGUCGUCAGGCCUGGCAAGAUCUUGCUUACAGAACCGCUGGUCAUCAUGGUCGCGCUCAUCUCGGCUUCGUCAUGGGGUAUGAUCUACCUAUUCACCGAGUCGCUCACCGUAGUCUACCUCUCUCUCGGGUUUACCAAGACCCAAGCUUCACUGCCUUUCCUGGCCGUUGCCGUCGGCGUGCUCUUCACAUCUCUCCCCCGUUUGUGGGAUAUGAAGAUCGUCCGGGACCGCCAACGUAUGAAAGUGCCUGUCCAACCAGAAGACAAAAUCAUCGGGUUCGCCUUCGCCGCGCCGGCCCAAGCCAUCGGCCUCGCUUGGUUCGCCUGGACUAUCCCGCCAGCGGUGGGCGGCGUGCACUGGAUGGUUCCGACGGCCUCCCUCGUGCUCGUGGGCUUCGCGGUCAACGAGACGGCGCACACGCUCAGCGGAUACCUCGCCGACUCGUACCUGCUCUACUCGGCAUCGGCGUUUUCGGGGCUGGCGCUCAUACGGGCCGUCGCGUCAGGGCUCAUGCCGCUCGUUGCGCACAAGAUGUACGCCGGGCUGAACGCCAACGUUGCAGGCUCAGUGCUCGCGGGUUUGGCGGCGGCGUUUUGCGUCACCCCGUGGCUGUUCUUCCGGUUCAGCAUGCGAUUGAGGCAGAGGAGCCCGUUUGCGAGAUAUAGUCUGGAGACGCACCACCAGACGAAUAUAGAGGAGAACUAG